AAGCUUGUCCGGGCCAUAACGAUGUCGUUCAUUGUCAUAUUUUAAAAUCAUUUGGCACAUUUGUUCACCAUCAUUGGACGGUGUGUCGCGCGAAAUAAUUACAUCGAUAUCUCCAAGGUCAAUGUCACACUUUGAGUUUAAAGGUCAAAAUUGGCAAAAAAUGAGCUUGUCUGGGCCAUAACUAUGUCAUUCAUUGUGAGAUUUUACAAUUAUUUGGCACAUUUGUUCACCAUCAUGGGACGGUGUGUCGCAUGAAAGAAUCACGUCAAUAUCUCCAAUGUCAAGGUCACCACAACUUAAAAUAGAUUUAUUUUGAAACAAACUUACAAAGGGGGUUAAUUUUGUUUGUUCAUUUCAAAAGUUCAGUUUGAGUUGUCUCCCUUAAUCAGAUUUUUUUUCACAAUGAAAACCUGGUUUUGUGACAAUUUUGUCCCUUGUUUAUGUUUAUUUCAGAGAGUGUGCAGUCUGAUCUCAUUGUGUAUCCUGCCACAAGUGAACAGAUGAAGCGCCCUGCUCCUGUUCUUAGAAUGCAGCCUUCAACGGCUAAUAUAGAGAGUGUGCAGUCUGAUCCCAUUGUGUGUCCUGCCACUAGUGAACAGAUGAAGCGCCCAGCUCUUGUUCUUAGAAUGCAGCCUUCUACGGCUAAUAUAAAUUCCAUUGCCUCAUGUACUUUGAGUGAAACAGAUGUCGAUGAGCAUCUGCAAUCCGUAGCACCUGACGGGUUUCCUGGUUACUCCGCCAUUCAGGAUUUGGCUGAAUAUAUGGUUGGUCUUGUGUCAGGCAAUGGCUCUCUCACAGCACAACAGGUUCAACAGGUGCUUGACUUGUGGAAAAACUUGUCUCCGUCUGACAAGCUGCGUACUGUCCUGAGGCUCGAUUUGAUACGGAUUGCAGCACACGUGCUCCGGAUUCAGUUCCAGCUGCAAAACCUGACUGCAAUCGUUAUGUUGAGGCCGUGGUACAGAGGCAAUUUGCCAUGUUUCCAGGCAACAGGGUUGUUGACAGGCAGACGGUUAAACGGAUGUCCCUCAUCAUGAACGGAUAUAACAAAAUCCGUGGUUCAAUCCACAGCAAUGCCAUAGUGAUGAGGGAGACAAAUAUCCACCUGCCUUUCCUAAACCAGCGUACCUUACAAGCAUGGCAUACUGAUCUUAUACGAAAGGAAAAUAAAGAUAUGCUUUCUCAAGGCUUGGAAGAGGGCAUGCAAAGAAUGACAGCUGAAAAACCAAUUCUACCAGCUGUCAAAUUACCAUCCACUCUUCAAGUGGGCGAUUAUCAACCCUUACAACUUUCCGUCCCUACCCAACACUUCUGUUAGUGUUCAGCCGAAGAAAAGAAAGUUGAAAACUACCAUUAGUCAAUCAGUUCCAACACCAAUUUUGCCAUCAGUGCCAACACUAAUUUUGCCAUCACCAAUCAAACCCCACUUGUUAUCCCUGUUGCCUCAAACAUAAUGCCUGUGUCGUUACAGCCAGCCAUGCACCGCCAAGCACAACGUUACCGACAAAUUAAAAUUAAGGAAGAGGCUGAGGGAAAAGUUCGCAGAUCAUACCACAAGAUAAAACCGGUCAGGAACUGUAAAACAUGUGGGGAGAUCAUCUCUAUAGAUGUGAAUUUAUGGGGCUCACUAUAUUGUCCUAAAACUGACAAGGAAACAUUAGAAGAGUUUAAAAAGAGACGUUAUCUUGAACGGUUUCCUGAUAAAAACACAUGAUAAAAGCAGUAAAUACUUAUUCAAUUAUUGUGUUAGUGGUUUUUUGUGUUACCGGUAAAUGUACAAUAAUGUCAUUUACAUUUUGUUCUACUGAAAAUGACAGUGACUUUUGUGUACUUCCAAAGUGAUUUGUUUGAGUUUCCGCAAAUUACAUUAACAAUUUCUGUGUUUUCACCACUGAUAGGUGACAGUGAUUUCUGUGUUUUUUACCACUGAAAGUGACAGUGAUUUCUGUGUAUUUACCACCGAUAGUGAACAUGAUUUCUGUGUUGAACUAUUAAUAGUGAAAGUGAUUUAUGUGUAUUUACCACUGAUAGUUAAAGUGAUUUCUGUGUAUAUACCACUGAUAGUGGGAGUGAUUUAUGUGUAUUUACCACUGAUAAUGACAGUGAUUUAUGUGUAUUUACCACUGAUAGUGACAGUGAUUUCUGUGUUUAACUACUGAUAGUGAAAGUGAUUUCUGUGUAUUCACCACUAAUAGUGACAGUGAUUUAUGUGUAUUUAAAAAGUUUACCACCAUGAAAAACCAAAAUAUUUUAAUGCUGCCUUCAAUUGCAAAGUUUGUUUACAGUGUUAUUUUUUACUCAAAAUAUUUUGAUAUACUAGUUUAAUUCUCUACAAUAAUGUUAUGCAAAUUACUGUUAUAUCUACCGGUUAUUCUUUUACAGUUUUGUACUGGGAAACUGUUUUUAAUUGUACACUUUGCAGUUGAAGAAGGUCCCAAGCUUUUAUUUGAAUAGCCAUUAUCGAUAAAUGAUCCAGUAUAAAUUGUUAAUGAUACAAAUUUUAUUGGUGUCUACAUUGUGCAUUAAACAAAUUUAUUUCCCGUUCGAAAAAACAAUUUAAAUACAUGUAAAAGUACAUUAAAAUGACUAAAAUAAUAAUAAAUCUGGGUAUGUGACCACAAUAAAGCAGAGGGAUAAAUUUUGGUUUAAUUGUAAAGGAAGGUACAAUAUAUAUUGAAUAAAAUAAAUGAACAUUCACUUUG
Messenger RNA from Dreissena polymorpha, 2702 nucleotides. RefSeq lists its product as uncharacterized. The record is from RefSeq and is a predicted model, not a curated record. The transcript has 5 exons. NCBI's taxonomy places the organism in Eukaryota, Metazoa, Mollusca, Bivalvia, Myida, Dreissenidae. Bases 441 to 1037 code for a protein of 198 amino acids.